Molecule: messenger RNA, 570 nt
Organism: Lasiosphaeria miniovina
Lineage: Eukaryota; Fungi; Ascomycota; Sordariomycetes; Sordariales; Lasiosphaeriaceae
Exons: 1
Coding region: 6-266 (86 amino acids)
Source: RefSeq, a predicted model, not a curated record
AGGAGAUGAGCUGCAUCCACACUUACUUCACGACUCUCAUGGGGGGGCUUGUCGACGAUCUGGAAGACCUGGUCGUGGAUGCCGUUCUUACCGCUCCUGGUGUGCGCCGUCCGCCUGGCUCGGUUGUCGCUUCAUCCCCAGAUCCGCCUACGUGUGGACGGUAUCCCCCAAUUAAAACAGCUGGUGGAUGGGUAUAUAAUCCCACCCCCCCAGUAUUCGAUCGUCAGCCAGACCGAGGCGGACGACAAGCAGAGAGAGGCCCAUAAGCAGAGCCAGUCUGCUGCUGGGCAGAGCCCUGCCGAUGACAAGCUGGUCCCUUUCCAUCAGCUCGACCUGACAGACCUCAACAUAUUUUCCGAAGACGGUAGGCACCGGUCACCAGGUUACGUCAGCUACCUAGCAUCUUUGGGUUUGGCCUUCACCCAUCAACUUGUUCUUGCCGAUGAACUUCAGCGCAAGGAUAUCAUCCGGGAGAAUAUGUCUAUUGAUCGAGACUUUCUCCCGGAAGCGUUGGAAAUGGCCCGUACCAUUUCUCCUCCGACAGCCGUACCAGCCGAGAUCGCCGAUGAC